Molecule: messenger RNA, 2533 nt
Organism: Dreissena polymorpha
Lineage: Eukaryota; Metazoa; Mollusca; Bivalvia; Myida; Dreissenidae
Product: NMDA receptor synaptonuclear signaling and neuronal migration factor-like
Exons: 12
Coding region: 986-1783 (265 amino acids)
Biological process (GO): regulation of neuron migration; regulation of neuronal synaptic plasticity
Cellular component (GO): nucleus; cytoplasm
Source: RefSeq, a predicted model, not a curated record
GUGUGCCUUUAAACGCACUGGCAAUGAAUUCCUUACGAAGUAACAGUAACCGAAUGUCUAUUGUUUGCUUACACUGUCCAUGAAUAUUUCAUUUCAGCUGUCGACACCUUUUUUGAUUGGAUUGUUAGCGAGCGUUUGACUGUAUGAAAGCAGGCCUGGUUAUAGACAAAAGUCAAGGGCAAAGAAGAGUGUUUGAUGUCUUCUAUAAACGAAUUUUGGCUUUAACACCAAAACGCGUCUGUUUUUCCGUCGAAAACACCCACAGAAAAUACUCAUUUAAACUAUCUUAAAAUGAACAUAACGAUUUUAUACAUAAUGGGAAGGCACUAGUAAAAAGGACAAUGUAGUUUGUGAUUACAAAUUACGAACGUGUUAUUAAAAGAAAGAGUCAAUGAAUCAUCUGAACUUAUGCACGGAAAAACAAUUCGCAGAUUACGUUAUUCGGACAUUACGGAAUACCGGACAUUUCCGGACAAUUUCAUCUUGACGCCAAACAAGACGGACUUUGAACAGCUGCGAUUUCAUAAGCCGCCGGUCGAAUACAGUCGAACAUAUCCGAUUCUCAAAGUAGCGAAGCAGACGACAACUGGGAAAUCAAGAUGGCGUCUGGAUUCAAUACCGAACCUGGAUCGUCUGCCGCAGCAGACGUUAUUACCGCCUCUGCGGAAGUUGCCGUCGCGAGAAGAUACGUUUGAUACCGACUUCAUGAUGCCGAGUCGUGUGCGGGAAGUGCUGGAAUCAGAGGGUCUCGAACAUCGCGUCAUAAAUGGCGUCAUAGGGACCUGCGGAGCGGAAGUACCAAGAGGCGCAGAGGAAAAUCAAUAAUCCAGAGACAAUUGCUCAGCAGAAAGAAAAGCGACAGCGCGGUCCGAUCCUCCUGCCGCCGGUGAUUACCACAAAGAAGCCUGAUCCCCGUCCCCCGGGUCCCGGCCCCCUCCCUAACAACAACCCCUCCUGGCUAGAUCUAACGCGUCAGCAGCCGGUAAUGGAGCCGCGGCGUCGGGAGCUCUGGGAAAACCCGCCGACACCGGCGACUAGGGACGCCUAUCUUGCAUGGAACUAUGGCGAAAACCUUCGUCAGCCAGAGCACGAGUUUCAGGUUGAGCUUGACCAGAAGAAAUUUCGCGCCGCGCAGCACGUUGAACAGAUGCACACGGGAGACAACUUUCGUCCUCCAAGAGUUGUAUUAAUAUCUUCGAAGAUACCAAAAUGCCAUCUGCUGACGAAGAUUUACAAGGACGAUGUCAUACCAGUUUUAUACGAUUUCGAUUCCAACUCGUUCACAGAACUUCUAGAUGCAAUAACAAGACGUCUGGAUGAAUUCAAGAAGAACUGCAAAGCGCGGUCAAUUAUGGUGCUAUGUCAGGGCGGCCCUGGUUACAUUUAUUUGCUGCGGAACUACGCAGUCACGCCACAGAAGCUUCAUAAGCCGUCCUAUAGACCUGUCGUGGGAUUUUGGAGGGCAAUGGCAGGUCUCAUUAGCAAACUGAGCCCACUUGAGUCUGCAAUUCACAUCUUCGGUUUUAAUCUUGUCGGCAACGAGCAGGGCAAACAGCUGGUGCUAAUGCUGCAGAGUCUAAUGUAUCCAAACCUGGUACGAGUGGAACCCGUCACGGAAGAAACCGACGAAGGUCGCGAUAUAGUGAACCAGUAUUUAAAUUAUGGACGCUACAAGAUAUUGAGUAAGGACGCAAACACCACAAAAGAGGUUGACUUUCAGAAAGAGGGGAUAGGCCAGGUCAAACGGUUCCAUGGUCCUCCGAUGUUGCGAGUCGCUCGAUGAAGAGGAAUUCAGACAAUUAUAAAUUGUGCAUGGCGACUGACUGAUUCACGUAUCCAUAGCAAGGGCUUUGUCGGGUUAUCGAUGUGUUUGCCGACCGGUGCUUAAACUGUUCCAGACUGUUCUUAGUUAUAACCUGGCCUAUGCCCGCUUGGGUUUUUGACCAAUUGCAACAACAAGUUUUCAUCGUCUUUAUAAUGUUAAUCUAAGGUUGUUUGCCCAACAAAAAUGGAUUGAUUGGAUUAUGCAAUCAUGUGAUAUAUAUAUAUAUAUAUAUAUAUAUAUAUAUAUAUAUAUAUAUAUAUAUAUAUAUAGUAUCACUGAAGUUUCAACCUCGAUUAACGGACCCUGUAUGACUUUAAGUGGGUAAAGCAAAAUAAUUGGCUUAUAAGUGAAAUGUUAAUAUCCGUACUAGAUUAAGCGUUUUUGAAUGGUUGAGUUGUUCUUAUUUGAAAUUUGAAAUAGAGACGUUUUUGAAAUAAAACGAAACGUCGCCAUUUUGAACUAAAUAUUUUCUGUUUUGCCGACAGUAGAAUUCGACCUUAUUACAGUGCCAGUAUGAAAUUGACAAUUGAAAACUUGAGUAAAUUAUAUUACCCAAGGAAAUAAUUCAUAAUUAUUUCGGGCCUAUGUUUGAGUGUUUUGUUUAAAAUGUGUUAACUAACAUGUUUAUUUCCCGUUGUUUUCAUUCACUUGUAUACUUUAAUUUAUGUUUUUAUUUUAUAUUAUACAUGUAAUACACGUACAAACAAG